This is a messenger RNA of Bufo bufo (common toad), 1509 nucleotides long. It is a transcript of the gene RRP9, whose product is annotated as ribosomal RNA processing 9, U3 small nucleolar RNA binding protein. The record is from RefSeq and is a predicted model, not a curated record. Gene Ontology annotation, molecular function: snoRNA binding; protein binding. The transcript has 15 exons. NCBI's taxonomy places the organism in Eukaryota, Metazoa, Chordata, Amphibia, Anura, Bufonidae. The coding region runs from base 43 to 1434 and encodes 463 amino acids. Gene Ontology annotation, cellular component: small-subunit processome.
UCGUGCAGUGAGCUCCACACGUGGGUCCGGUGCUGGCUGAGCAUGUCCGGCCUGUUUAUCAAGAAGAGACCGGAGGGCCCCGGGAAGAAGCGGCGGGGGGAGGUGAAAGAUGCAGAAGCCAAAAAGAAGAAGAAGAAAUCGGUGAAUCUGAGGGAGGAGAUCGAGAGCGACUCAGACACCGAAGUAGCCCCGACUCGCAGGAAGAAAGAACAUGUGGAGGAGGAGCUGGAGGAGACGGCUCAGGAGAAGAAGCUGCGGCUGGCUAAGGAAUACUUGCAGCAGUUGAAGGAUCAAGAGGAGGAGAGGUUGGAGGAUGAGAGCGAGGACGUCAUCGCCCACAGACUGCAGGAGAAUGUGCUGGAACAGCGAGGGAAACUGCAGCGCCCUCUGGCUAAGGAGUUGCUUCCUCCGAAACCUGCAGACAUUCGUCUCUUACGGGGUCACCAAGGACCGAUCACCUGCCUGGUCAUCACACCAGAUGAUAAACAUGUCUUCUCCGGAUCCAAAGACUGCUCCAUUAUCAAAUGGUCCAUAUCUGAUGGAAAGAAGGUCCAGAAAAUCCUGGGGGGUCGGAAAGGCUGCGAGGACCAGCACAUAGGACACACUGCCCACAUCCUGUGCAUGGCCCUGUCAUCUGAUGGCAAAUAUCUGGCGUCUGGAGAUCGGAAUAAACUGAUCUUCAUCUGGAACGCAGAGACCUGUCAGAACCUCCAUAAGUUCCAGGGGCACCGGGACGCUGUGUCCGCGCUCUCCUUCCAGAAGGGAACUUACCAGCUGUUCAGUGCAUCCCACGAUCGUUCCGUCAAGGUCUGGAAUGUGGCCGAGAACUCGUACAUAGAGACCUUGUUUGGUCACCAGGAUUGUAUCACCGGCCUGGACAGUCUGAGUCGAGAGCGCUGCGUCACAUCUGGGGGCAGGGACGGAACGGUGAGGGUGUGGAAAAUUGUAGAGGAGACGCAGCUUGUGUUCAGCGGACAUGAUGGAUCCAUAGAUUGCAUCCGGCUCAUAAAUGAAGAACAUAUGGUGUCCGGAGCUGAUGACGGGUCUCUGGCUCUAUGGAACGUGUCUAAAAAGAAGCCUCUGGCACGGAUGAGGUGCGCCCAUGGGAGCCACGGAGAAGCCGGCCUGGAGCAGCCAUAUUGGGUGUCGGCCGUGGCUGCGGCUCUGAAUAGCAAUGUGGUUGCAUCGGGGUCCCAUGACGGCAACGUGCGGAUCUGGCAAUGCGCGGAGGGUUUCCGGGGCCUGAAACCACUUUACACGAUUCCCUUGGUCGGCUUUGUGAACAGUUUACAGUUUUCCAGCUCGGCGGAUUUCCUGGUUGCUGGAGUUGGGCAGGAACACAGACUCGGACGAUGGUGGCGAUUAAAACCAGCCAAAAACGGACUCUACAUCAUUCCGUUCGAGAGGAGGCAGCCGCUCGCUGACGCCUCCUGACUUCUCUGCCGUCCUCACUUCUGUUACCGUUGCUGGACUGUUAAAUAUGCACAUUUUAUUGUAUAAAUUUUCUGA